CGACUGUUGUUAUUUAAUAUUUACAGAUCAUCCAUGGCUCAAUCCGCGGGAAAAUUUUCCAUACGCCAGGCUGAUGCGCCCUCUUAGCCAAAAGCAUAGGGGGUCCCUCCUUUGCUAAUCAUAGGGCGCAUCCACCCGGUGCAGCCAAUGAUCGAACAAUCACUGCUUACAGCGAAGACGAAACAAGAAUUUGCAUUGCGAUUGCGAGCGAGCGAACGAAAGUUCUUCCCUUUCCUCUUUCCUCCGAACGAAAUCGGAAUUCCGUCAUCUGGGUUCCUUCUCCGGCGCCGAUUUGAGCUAAUAAGGAGCGGUCGAGGUGAGACGGAGGAGGAGACUACUUCCAUGAGUUGACCUCUGCUGGCAGAGACCUCGGCACCGGAGGAGCUUCAGCUUCAGCUAGAAUGGCGAACGUGUCAGUGGCGGUGGAGUGGCAGCUCCUGUACAAUCGGUACUACCGGAAGCCGGAGCCGUACCCUAUGCGAUGGAAGCACAUCGAUCUGAGCCGCAACAAGGCAGCCUGCGCGCCCUUCGGCGGACAGAUCGCCGUGAUCCGGGACGACUCCAAGAUCGUCUGUGAUCCCGAAGUUGGAAUCCCUCUUAGCAUUAAGCAAUAUAAGGAGGUGGCUUUCCUUCUGUGGAAGGAAUCAUGGGAGCUAAGUAAGAAUCCGAUGGCAAGCAAAGGGUCUCCACUUCAUGGUCCGCGCAUUAAACUUAUUGAGAAGUCUCAAGGUCUCUUUUCAGAGAGCAAGGAACAUAAUUUCGAAUCCAAGGCUGCGGAAGAGCAUGCAAAAUUGUUGAGAAUACAGCAUGAGUUGGAAGUGUCUACCAAGCAGGCCAUUUUUGUUGACUCCAGCAUCAGUGACACAAUCCGCACAUGUAUUGUAUUGGGAAAUCAUAGGGCUGCAAUGAAAGUGCGAACUGAAUUUAAGGUCUCUGAGAAGAGAUGGUAUUGGCUAAAAGUAUUUUCUUUGGCAACAAUCAGAGAUUGGGAUGCACUAGAGAAGUUCUCAAAGGAGAAGCGGCCGCCUAUUGGCUACCGUCCAUUUGUGGAGGCUUGCAUUGAUGCCGAUGAGAAAGGAGAAGCUGUUAAGUAAAUUCCAAAACUUGCAGAUCCCCGAGAAAGAGCUGAGGUAUCCACAAUUCUCACAGAAUGCAUCAGCAUCGUCCCUAUACGACACUCUUCGGUCGUCCUUCCAAGGCGUUUCAUAGCCUCUUUGACCUUUCCUGCCAAGCCUUCCUUUCUCAUUUUUGAGUUAAUCUUUUCAUGUCGGUGUGAAUAUAUGUUGGGAAACCGCAAGUUGGUGUGGAUGAAUGGUGCGAGGGAUGUAAAAUCUUUUGAACGUUCUUCGUGGCCAUUUUGCUUCUUGGCUUUC
Messenger RNA from Punica granatum (pomegranate), 1373 nucleotides. The record is from RefSeq and is a predicted model, not a curated record. NCBI's taxonomy places the organism in Eukaryota, Viridiplantae, Streptophyta, Magnoliopsida, Myrtales, Lythraceae.